AUGAGAGGGUCCCCAGGUCGGAAUCCAUGGAGGGCUCUGGGCACCUCUUUCAGUACUGAGGGUGCCUCUGGGGAGCAUGAGGACCCUGCAGCCCAGGCCUUGUCCUUAGGGUGUGGGAAACUGAAGGUCCCGUUGACUGAGGCUGCAGAAAAUUUCAAUGCUACUUUUGAAGAUCAACAAAAGGUAAACAAAUUUGCAAGGAAUAUGAGUAGAAUAACAGAGCUGAAGGAAGAAACAGAAGUAAAAAGGAAACAACUCCACAAUUUAGAAGAUGUUUGCAAUGACAUCAUGCUUGCAGAUGAUGACUGCUUAAUGAUACCUUAUCAAAUUGGUGAUGUUUUCAUUAGCCAUUCUCAAGAUGAAGCACAAGAAAUGUUAGAAGGAGCAAAGAAAAAUUGGCAAGAAGAAACUGAUGCCUUAGAAUCCAGAGUGGUAUCAAUUCAGAGAGUGUUAGCAGAUUUGAAACUUCAGUUAUAUACAAAAUUUGGGGGUAACAUAAACCUUGAAGUUGAUGAAAAUUAA
Molecule: messenger RNA, 522 nt
Organism: Piliocolobus tephrosceles (Ugandan red Colobus)
Lineage: Eukaryota; Metazoa; Chordata; Mammalia; Primates; Cercopithecidae
Product: prefoldin subunit 4-like
Exons: 3
Coding region: 1-522 (173 amino acids)
Biological process (GO): protein folding
Cellular component (GO): prefoldin complex; cytoplasm
Source: RefSeq, a predicted model, not a curated record